UGAGAAGAGAGAAGGGCACGAAAGAAGUGAAGAAAGGGACUUGAGCGAGAAGAAUUGAAGUAAUCAAGGGGCCAAGCUAUAGAUGGCAGGACCAACUUGGGAAGAAAGAAGAGAAAUAGCAGGGCCAAAUCGUAAAGUGGCAGAACAGAGGAGGGGAUCAAAAUCCCUAGCGCAGCCUAAAUUCCCUUUGGGCCUGGCACACAUCUCUCUCCCUCACCCCUCCUUCUCCACUACCGGCCGUCGCCGCGGCUAGGCCGGCGUGGCGGUGCGCCACCGCGCCACCAGCACACCCACCACACGCCACCAAAUCCAUCCACCAUCGCCACCAUCUCCAGCCACCUCCACACCUCGCGCGCCGGACCAGACAAGAGGGUCACGGGCGUCUGGUCCUCCGCGUGAGCGCCCCCAUGUUGCUGAUCUUCUUCUCCAACUGCCGUUGCUCCUCCCCUCGCCCCUUCUGCUGCUGCUCUUCCCUGCUUCUGCUUCCUAUGCCUUGCUGCUGCUCCUAACUUGCUGCUCGCUGCUGCUGCUUCUUCAUCCUCAAAUCUGCUGCUACACUUCUCUGAAUUUGAAUCUUGCUGCUGCUGCUGCUCUCUCUCUCUCUCUCUCUCUCUCUCUCUCUCUCUCUCUCUCUCUAUUGCGAACUUUAGAAGUGUAAUAAUGUUCAGAAUUGUGUAAUGUCCAGGGUUGUGUAAUAUUCAGACUGGUAUAAUAUAGUACUUGUUAUGUUGGAUCUGACUUGUUGAUGCCCUCUUAAUUUGGGAGGUGAUUGAUCUAUCAGAAUCUGCUUAUGAGUAUUAGUAUUUUGCUAGCAUGUAUGUGUGUUCACCCUGUGUAUUUCUACUUCCAGUACUAGUUAACUUUGUGUGUGUUUAAUUUUCAGUCUCUGUGAUAGCUUCGUCUCUGUGACAAAUAUGUUUGUAAUGUGACCCAUAUCCAUUCUGCUAUAUGUGUUCAUGUCCUGUUUUUCCUUUGUGUUACUAUUUUAGUUUCUCAUGCAAAUAAAAAUAAUACCAAAAAGACAGAGAGUAUAAUCUGAACCUCCAUUUGCUUCUUUUCAUUUACUUUGUCUGUUGAUUUUCUGGAACUGUCUUAGAUAGCUUAGGUUUAUUUUCCUGCUAUCAUCACCCGAAUCAUGUUACCUAGCUUUAGUCUUGUGCCGUCGUUGAUCGUCUAGUCCCUGUGGAGAAUUCAACAUCCAUAGUUUGGGUGUAAAAACCCUACUGUACUUACAAAACGAUCAUUUUGGCGCCAUUGCCGGGGGCUAGCGUCGUGCGACCGUGUUAGGCUAUAGACUAGGUUUUGCUUCUGUUUCUAUCUGGUGCCAUAUAUUUGUGAUAUAUCUCUUACCCCUAACCACUGUUCCAGUUAUCUUCUCUUUCUUUUCUUGUUCAUUUUGUAGGUUGAAUUGUCUUCUUGGAAAUGGCAUUCUACUCAGAUAAUCAUGCUUAUGCAAGCAACACUACAAAUAGCACGGAAAGUAUUCAAGAACUGAUAAUUAUCAAUUGCAGGGAAUUGGGUACAAUGAGGAGAGCAACAACUAUGCACCACAACAGUUUUAUUCAGCUCCUAUUCAUAUACCUCAGAACCAGGAGAUGUUGCCAAUGGAGUUAAAUGGUCCUCCAUUUGGUCAACCAACACCUUCAACACAAGUGCCCACACAAGAUGAUUUUGACGAUAUAGACAAGCUCACAUUGCUUAGUCUCGAGUUCACUUGGAGUGCUGAAGAUGAUCCAAUCAGGCCGGUGAUACUAGAGGAAAUGAAGAAGAUCAAGAGUGGAAAAGAGUUAGUGGAGGAAGUAAGGAAGAUUGAGAAGAACAUCAACGCUGGCGGCACUAUUUCUUCACAGCUAGAGCUGAGUAUUUCAGGGAUAUCCCUUGAGGUGUGUGAGUUUCCAACACCGUCACAUCCAGCUGAGCAAGAUAGCAAGAGCCCAGAGGAAGAGAUACCUCAGAUUGAAGAAGAUCAACUCAAAGACAAGGAACAAGAGGAUCCAGAGCUCGAAAGCCCAAGCAAUCAAGUUGAAGAUUCAUCAUCUAUUACUCUUGAAGAAGUAGAAGAAGCUGUUGUAGUUGAAGAUGAAGAACGAGAAAUUCAUUUGCCUAUUGUCAUACAAGAGCGUAAUGUAGCAGGUUUAUCUAAUCCUCUUGAUGACAUGCGUCCAUAUGAUCUGUUUGCUACUACUUUGCAUUGCAUGAUGCCAUCUGUUAAAGUAGAUUUGAAAAAGUAUUUGCUUGGAUAUGAUCAUAUAUACCCUGUUAGUGGCAUUACUCACAUUAGUGUUGAUGACAGUUACUUUCCUCGUGCUAGACGUAUGCUUAAUGAAACAUUUCAUUCUCAUGCUAGAAUCAUGCUUAAUGAAACAUAUCAUCCACAUGCUAGUAUUGAGCUUGCUGAUUCCGACCAUCCUAAACAUGUGCUUUAUAGCUAUGCUUAUGUAAUUGGAUAUUCGAUUGAUGACUUGGAGGGCAUUGUCCCUACCACUUGCAUUGUCUCUUUCGUUGAGUGCUCUUUUAGGUUCUUGCUUGUGCACAAAUCACUUCAUGCUGACCAGGUUCGAGGUGACAUUCCUUGGGACCCUGGUGGACUCAGAGCAUGGUGAAGAGGAGAAGCAAGGGGCACACACGAAGAAGAGUGAAGCUGGAGCAGGCAUGAGGAUAGAGAAGCAAAAGGAGAGGAGCUGCAGUUGGUGAGGUGAUCGAGAGUGCUACAUCAUCAAAGCCCGGUGAGUUGUUUCAUGACCCAUUUUGAAAUCAUCAUCCAUUGAUGCUUGCUGAAUUAAAUUGCUAUUUGGGUUGCUUGUGCCAUUUCUUAAAUGUUGUCCCACUGAAUUUCACCUUUGACAUAUGGUGCUUGAUGAGAAUAUGCGAACUGAUUGUUGAAUGCCCUGUAAACUAGUGAUCUACACCCUGUUUGCUUUGCUGAAAGUAGUGAAAGCUAUUAGUUUUGAGUGCUCAAAUCCCUAGUGCACUAGUAAACUUAAUCAUUUUCUGCUUUUACCUUGAUACACUCAGAUCAUUAAGUGUUAGAUGAUGAGUUUGUGCCUAUUGUGUUCCCAUUGAGAGCAAUCACUUUACCACUAUGGACUAGUAUGCUAUGUUCCCUGGAUCGGUGGCAUGUGAACCAGACAUGGAGAAGUGAUGAUUCAUGUUUUUGUGCUUAUGCGUUAUUCAUUUAAGAUAAGUAAUAAUGAAUAAAUAAGUCUAACUACCUACAGUAGCAUGUCAUGUUUCCUGGAUCGGUGGCAUGUGAAAUCAGGUUAGCUUGGGCAGUAAUUAAUAAUAAAAAUUGUAAUUGUCAAACCAGGUGUAUACCAAGUUCUCUGGAUCGGUGGUAUGUUCCUUUGGGGAGACAAACAAAAAAAUUGGUCGAGCCAGGUGUAUAGCAUGUUCUCGGGAUCGGUGGUAUGUUCCUUUGGUGAGACCGAUAAAAUAUUAUCAUUACUUCCUUCAAAUUCAAUAAGUGCUUCAACCAUAAUGUUAUGUUCUGGAUAAUAAGUUUUUUCUGGGAUCAUGCUCUCUUUAGGAACCCUUUGGCACAAUCAGCAUUUGAACUUGUUGAUCCACUUUUAUCAUUGUAAAAGUUUAAAAUAAUAGAGUCUACUAGUAUCCUAUUGCUUUGUAGCACUCUUAACCAUAGAUUUUCACUAGCGAAGUUCAAAGCAUGCAUUGUUUGGAGAUCUACUUCACUGGGACAUCCUCCAGUCAGUUCGCCGUUCACUACCUUGCUCCUGUCAAAUGCCUUUACUUGAGGACAAGUAAAGAUUUAAGUGUGGGGGAACUUGAUAAGUGCAUUUCCUAUUCCUAUUUUGGCACACAAACACACCAUUUAUUGUGAUCCAACGAUCCAUUCUUGUUAUGAACUAUGAUAUAUUUGAAUGAAAAUCAUAUAAAAGAUCAUUUACUCGUCAUUUGAUUAUUUUGCAGAAAAGUGCGCAAAGGCACUAUAAACUUCAAGAUUUGGACAAAUUGGCUAUUGAGAAGAGAGAAGGGCAGGAAAGAAGUGAAGAAAGGGACUUGAGCGAGAAGAAUUGAAGUAAUCAAGGGGCCAAGCUAUAGAUGGCAGGACCAACUUGGGAAGAAAGAAGAGAAAUAGCAGGGCCAAAUCGUAAAGUGGCAGAACAGAGGAGGGGAUCAAAAUCCCUAGCGCAGCCUCAAUUCCCUUUGGGCCUGGCACACAUCUCUCUCCCUCACCCCUCCUUCUCCACUACCGGCUGCCGUCGCGGCCAGGCCGGCGUGGCGGUGCGCCAUCGCGCCACCAGCACACCCACCACACGCCACCAAAUCCAUCCACCAUCUCCAGCCACCUCCACACCUCGCGCGCCGGACCAGACAAGAGGGUCACGGGCGUCUGGUCCUCCGCGUGAGUGCCCCCAUGCUGCUGAUCUUCUUCUCCAACUGCCGUUGCUCCUCCCCUCGCCCCUUCUGUUGCUGCUCUUCCCUGCUUCUGCUUCCUACGCCUUGCUGCUGCUCCUAACUUGCUGCUCGUUGCUGCUUCUUCUUCAUCCUCAAAUCUGCUGCUGCACUUCUCUGAAUCUGAAUCUUGCUGCUCUCUCUCUCUAUUGCGAACUUUAGAAGUGUAAUGUUCAGAAUUGAGUAAUGUCCAGGGUUGUGUUGUUAUGUUGGAUCUGACUUGUUGAUGCCCUCUUAAUUUGGGAGGUGAUUGAUCUAUCAGAAUCAGUAUUAGUAUUUUGCUAGCAUGUAUGUGUGUUCACCCUGUGUAUUUCUACUUCCAGUACUAGUUAACUUUGUGUGUGUUUAAUUUUCAGUCUCUGUGAUAGCUCCGUCUCUGUGACAAAUAUGUUUGUAAUGUGACCCAUAUCCAUUCUGCUAUAUGUGUUCAUGUCCUGUUUUUCCC
Messenger RNA from Triticum aestivum (bread wheat), 4858 nucleotides. RefSeq lists its product as uncharacterized. Lineage: Eukaryota; Viridiplantae; Streptophyta; Magnoliopsida; Poales; Poaceae. The coding region runs from base 1596 to 2603 and encodes 335 amino acids. The transcript is spliced from 2 exons. The record is from RefSeq and is a predicted model, not a curated record.